AUGGCUCUGACGCACUCGCCAAGUAUUUUCGCCGCGCCGGUUGUACUUCCGAUGGCGGCUGAGAGGCUCACCGUCCAUCCUGUCUCCCCCUCUCUUUCCCUAUUAUCUACUGAGCGAUCCUGCAGCAUCUCCGACCACACAGUGCCUUCAUCUGUUGCUGACGGCCGCUGUGGGAAAGACCUCUCCCAGCAGCUAGAGGAUGUGAGGUCCUGUUCCCGGCGGUCGAAAUGCAAGCCUGAGAUUUCAACGGGCAACGGACAGCCCAGUUUACUUCCGCCAGCCGGCUGUCACACAGUGUCGCGAACACGUUUGCGCUGGCGGGCGACCACCACAAGGAGCCACCCAGCACCGUAUGCAGGCAGGAGCGCGCUGAGCUAUGGCCGCAUCAAACUGCCACAUAAAAAUAUGCGGCAAGCCUUGGACGGUUCAUCUUCAGAGAGAGGUGCUUGCAAAACCACCUCUAUUCUGCGGCGGACGAGGACAUCCGCACCACGUAAUUCCGCUUCUUUUCCCCGCUUGCAUCUCGGAAUACAAAGGAGCAAACAUCCCAGUAACAUACAGAGUUCUGCAGAAGGCUCGCUGACAGAGACGCUUUGUGGUACCGACCUUAGACUAGAACGAACACGCACCGCCCUCCGGCAUUGGGCUGACGGUGACAUAUUCCCCAAUCUGCCUGUCGCCUCUUCGCACUCAACUGCCACGCCGAUCCACGGGGCCGAACAGGUUCAUCCUGUCAUACCCCAGUCAACAUCCUUCCAGCAGCAACUGAAGCGAUUCUGCAGAAAGGUCAGCGGGCGUCUUGGAGGAGGGCUUUUGCACAGACAUCUACGCACCAGCACUGUAGCUGAAACUCAAGAGACGGACGAUACGUCUCUUCGAGGGUCAGUCGAACGCUGCAGACCCUCGAAGCUCAGCUGUGGAAUAAAAAUUAGCUCGUCCUCGGAUCGAUCUGCGAUGUUCAAGUUUGACUUCCCCAGGCGUAGAAAGCGGGCACAUACACAUGCGCGCAAGCGCGCCAUAGAGUCACAGCGUGAGCAGCGUGCUGAGGCGAGCCAAGACGCGAGUGAGAAGCGUCAGGAUACAAACGACGAGGACGAAGCCGCAGAAAAGCUCCGUGACGACAAACCCAUGACUUUCAGUUCCUGUUACCGGGCAUCCAUUCACGACAAUUGGACACGGUCGACACGAAGCGGCCGCGAUCCCUCUGCCUGCGACAGCCGCGCCGACACGCCUUUAGAUGGGAAACUGUCUGGCGGCUUCAGCUUUCGCGAGGCAACAUUCGACAGACCGCUGGCGAACGCAAGCGGCACCCCAGCCGUUUCUGGCUCAGGACCGGAAGGCCGUGCAGGGAGGAGUCGCUGCAGAAUGCUGUCGAGAGCUGCUCAACGCCGUUGUCGAAAUUCGCCGAGCAGCGACUUCGUAGAUAUCGCCGUAGACUUGCCUACGCUGCCGCCCUCGGAAGACGACAACAAGGCGUCAUCCGACCGAGAUACGCUGCACCGAAGACCCGCGAUGGACGACGAACUCGAACAGUCGCCGGAAUGCUCGACGAAGACCGGCACUUACUCGAGCGAGGGCGGAAUAAGUUCUCUCCUCCGUCGAAGCACUGGCGUGACGCCUGACGAUCGCAAGCAGGACGGCGUCGACAGUUGGCGCCACAGCAGUGGAGUAGGAAUGAUUUUCCAGAGCGAGCCCUCUGGCGUUGGCAGUCCGCUGACACAAGGACUCGUCGCUGGCAUGAGCUAUCCGAAGCGCUGUCAGCUGCUAGCGAAUGCGCUGAGAAGUCCUGACGCGCCUAUGAACACGCCCCGCUCCCCCACAAAGAGAGAAUGCUGGAUGAGCGCCCCUGUGGCACUAGAUCGGGGUGGUCAGCUGAACUUCGCUUCAGCUGCGGAGCAGCUUUUUCUGAUGGAGAGUCCUGCGGGUCGGUGGAAGACGUCUGGGCGUGGAGGCGACUCUUUCGAGGCCUUUAACGUGUCAGGCGUGGUGGACCGAGUCGUCGGGCGGGCGGCAGCCGACGAUGCGCACAGGCAUUCAUGGUCGAAGAGGAAAGGCGUUUCCCCUCUUUUCGAUACCAGUGGUACCUUUCCUAUACUAAGCAGAGUGGAUACAGCUACAACCACAGUGGCGUCCACCCCGCUGCAACGACAGUCAACUAUCUCAUCGUGCUGCACACUUCAGUCUCUCCGGUCGCUCGGUUCGACAACCACCAUCGUUCGGGAUACUUCAGCCUACGACACCAGUUUCGACUUACCCCGCACAGACUCAGCCUCCCUGAAAACCCCUGUAACAUCGCCAGGCUGUGCUCCUGAAAGCGCCUCAAUGACCAACCAGCCUGUUGUUUCCGAAGAGUCGACGAGCCCCGUGGCUGCGGCGGCAUACGAAACAGCUGCUUCGCAAGAACUCUGCCAUCUCAGUGCCUCGCCGGCGUCUGAAGAUGCUUUUUUGUACCCUGCCGACGAGCGAUCUUCGUCCCCCGAUGAAGCCGCCCAGAUACCGCCUGAGGCGGAGUCAUCCGGCGACUCUGUAGCGGCUAGAAGCGUUCUCGAGCCCUUACGAGAAGUCAGUGCCCGGGGCGCGGCGACCGGCUUGGAUACCGGUAUGCGUCUGCACCACGUGGAUGGAGUCCUGCGCGUUGGACGCCUGCAGGACGCAUCACGGAUCGAGGAUGGCGGGGCUCUGUGUAUUGUUUCCUCUUUUAAGGGGACGCGCACGCAGGAAAGCGGAAAAAACCGAGGAACCGACGCAGAGCAGAUCCAGCGCUGCAUGCGCGGGAGCUGCGGGUGCGAAGACCCGAGCGUGGAUGCGGUGCGGCGUCUGCUUGGAUCCCUUCGACUGACCAUCAGAGACUUCGAGCUGCUGGAGACAGUGGGAACGGGUACGCUGGGAAGAGUCUAUUUAGCUCGCCCGAAGCCUCCGAGAAGGAAGCGGUUGCCGUGGAUCUCUCACAGCAGCGCGGAAUGCAACUGGGUUAACACCGCGUCAUUCGCAGACGACGUUUCAAGCCCGUCCGCUGCAGGGCAGGCCGUUUUCGCCUCGGCAGCUAGCACUUGUGGUAGCGGAGACAAGGGCGGGAAGGCGGAGGCCUCGGCGGCUGGGUUCGCCCAGAAGUUCGACUUGCUGAGGAGCUUUCCCAUGGCGCUGAAGGUCAUGAAGAAGCGGCAGGUUCUCGAGCUUGGCCAGGAGAAGCACGUGAUUGCAGAGCGGAGUAUCCUCCAGCAGCUGCGACACCGCUUCAUCGUCAGCAUGAUUUGUUCGUUCCAGGACCGACGCCACAUCUACCUGUUGAUGGAGUUCGUGAACGGCGGCGAGCUGUUUUCACUCUUGCGGAGCGAAGGAAUGCUAGACGAGCGCGACGCGCGCUUCUACAUUGCGGAGAUACUUCUCGCACUCGAGUACCUCCAUGAAAGAACGAUCGUGUAUCGAGACCUAAAACCAGAAAACAUCCUUCUUGAUCACCGGGGCCACGUGAAACUCGUCGACUUUGGCUUUGCCCGGUCGCUCAAUGCGUCGCCGUCCUCAGCGGCCCUUCCUCGAGCUGCAGACUCCUCCCGCGUGCGCGAGGUCAGUCCAGGCUCUCGAAACCGGCACCCCGACCCCUCGGCUAACCCGUGCGUGGUGGCGGAUAUUCUCGCCCAGCGGCGUGGCUCCACAGCGAGGCGCAGCGGACAGGACGCCGCGUCGCGAGACUCGUUCGCAGAAGAAGCCCCUGACGCGGUCCCCCCGAGAGGCGGUCGGGCGGCCCCACCGAGUUCAUGUGGAGGCGCCUGGGACGCGGCAGCUUCAAGCGCAUUUUCGCCGCUCCUGGGCACGCCGCCCCCACGCGAACGUGGCCUCACGGCAGCGGGAUCGGAUGCCAUCUAUCCCGUGGCGGAGUCCCUCGAUUUUACGUCCAUCGAAAUGAACGUGAGUACGGUACCGGUGCAGAGACAAGGGGUUGCGCUGCUGGGUCAGGGCCCAUUCGCGCCGGCGCGCAGCUGCGCGUGGCCGUCGCCGAGAGGGCCUGCGCCUGCUUCUUCCUCGUCACCGUCCUGCGGAGACGCCAGCGCGGAAAAGGAUCAAACGUACACUGUGCUGCACCGCUUGUUGCCCCGGAGCCAGACGGGCGGCGGCGCAGUGACCUGCGGGGCUUCUCUAGCUUUCGUAGACAGAGCCAGGAGUGCGAAUGGAGAGCACAGUGGGUGCGGACUCCUGCUUCCUCCUUCCCGGGCUGUGGCGCUGCCCUUUGGCGCACGCGCCCCUUCUGACAGCGACACAAAUCCGUCAUCGACUCCGACGGGGGCGAGCCACUCAGCGCUGCAGAGCCGUUGGCCUCCGCAGGAGAGUCUGUCAGCCUCCUCGACCACGCGGCCGGAAGGACUUGUUGUUCCCUCCCUGCCUGGCGCUCUCGCGGCAGUCGCGUCCACCCACGGGGGGCCCUCCCCUUCCUCCGUCGUCAUGUGCGACCGCUGGACGCCGCGAUGCGCCAUGUGGGCGCGCGACCUCCCUCAGUCUCCCGCGCCGCAUCUGCGCGAGCCUCCGCGCUCGAGGCAGGCGUUUGCCAACACGGCCAGAGCUGGGCACAGGGCAGAGUCAACGGACGCGACCCCCUGCCGCACGCGCCUCCGGUUCUCGGGUGUUGGUCAACUCCUACCGCCUUGCGGCUGCGGGACAGCCCCACUCGGCGCUUCUUUUCUCGGGUCACGGAGUUCGUGGGGAAGCCUCGGCGCUGGCAUCGACCUGGCGAAUGACGAAGGAUUUCCGAGUCUGGUCAAGCGCGGAACGAGCCCGGAGUCGUCUGCUCCGCCGGCGCCCACUGCAGGGUCUCCUGGCCCGUGGGCCUCCGGGCAUUUUCGCGUGCGCGUCGCGGCGCAGGGGCCGUGCCCAGUCGAGGGCGAGACGCGCGGCUCGGCCGGCAGUCCCCCGACGUCGUUUUCGUGCAGCGAGGAUGGCGAUCUCGACCGUCCUCUGCGGCGAAGCGCCUCGCUCUGUCGGCUGCGCAGGCGAGCAGCCGCAGAGGACGGGGCCUGCUACCUGCCUCGCUGGCACUCGCCGCGUGGGAGCGAGAGGCGGUGGGGCUCCUGCGGACUCUCCGGGAGCGAACAUCUGGUGGACGGCGAAGGCCCGCCGACGCGCGCCACCAGCUGGAGUUCCAUCCAACUCGAUCCGCCGCCCGGCAGCCUGCCGGAGGACUCUCAGGCCGGGGGGCGACUCUCCAGCUGUCCCGCGGCUUCUUUUCUUGAGCAGUGGGCAGCGUCUGACCCGCACGUGCGACUGCCCAAGCGGACGUCCGCACCCCUGCAAGCGUCGGGGUCUGGUGCACCAGCGGCGUCCUACAGAGACGCUCUGUCGUGUUCGGGAAGGCACUGGCUCGAUACACAGGGGGUGGAGGCCCGCUGCAGCGGCUCGUCCUCCGACGCGCCAUGGAGUUCCCCGCUUCAGCCCAGGGAGCGAGAGGGGAGAGAAGAGGCACACGCCGCUGACGGGUCUCCGCGAAGGCCAGUUCAGGCUCGCGCGUUUCCUUCACCGUCCCGCCGUCUAUCUCUUUGCCCUUGGGUGUGUUCGCCGCAGUCAAAGGCAGCGGGCCUGCCCGCAGAGUUGCCUCCGUCCUCGCGCGGCGAGGGCAGCGCCUACGUUCGCUGCCGCUCGCCAUGGAGCGAUUUAGCAUGGCUCGAGUCUGGCGACUACGCAAGCACAGCUGCGCCCUCGUCGGCGUGUGCGUCGACGCAGAUCAGCGCUCUCUCGGGGCCGUCUUGCCCGGACGGGUCUCAGCCGUUCGCCGCACAAGUCAGCAUCGCGUCGCAGGCUGACGUCGCGUCGCCGGAGGCCUCGUUCUCCGAGGACGCGCUCUCGCACAGCACUGGGCGCGCGGCCCCUCCAGCUGACAAGCUCCCUGCUGCGAGCUCCUGCGGUGACCUGACAACGGCGGCGCCUUGGGCUUUCCCUCUGCGCUCGCCGACGUCCGGGGCCUUCCGUCCGCGCACGGCUGCGAGCCUCGCGUCGCCUUCCUCGUCCAGCAGCGCAGAGCUCUCCAGCUGCGGCGACUCGAAGGCGGUCUCGGCUGCCGGUUCGCCGCCCCUGGGGCUCACGCCGGGGACCCGCCUCGGGAGCACCCCAGGCCUGCCUGACGGCUGCUCGCCGAGCCCUGGCCGCGCGGAGACUGGCGAGUGUGCGGCGCGUCUCCCCUCCAGCCAGUCGGCGUCGCCCCGACCAGGGCACAGCCAUGUGUGCAAAGCCGCGCAGGCAGCGCAGCAGGGUGCGGCAGCUGCCCCCCGCCGCCCCGCCGCAGAGACGGCGUCCGAGGAGGAACCGAAAACUGCGCCUUGCGCGGCAGCCGUCGGCCGAGGCAGCGCAGCGCCGUGUCGCCGUGCGCGCGAGGACUCCAGGCUGGCAAGGCACGCCUGCGGGCUGCAAGCUGCCGACGGCCUCAAAGGAGACCCUGGCUCUCUCGCCUGCAACGCCUGCGCCGUCCGCCGCCGCGUCGACGAGGUGCAGAGCGCGGGCACGGCCUCGCGCCAGGCCAAGGAGACAAAGCCGACCACCGGCGCCACAGCGGCGGGCGAAGGACCCUGUGGCGGCGAGAUCGCAUGCGGCGGCGUUUCGAUGCGUCGGCGAGUGGCGGCCGCGAAGGAGGCGCCCGGGGCUCGAGAGAACGGCGACUGGGAGGGUGUUUCGAGUUGCGAAACGUCGCACGUGGAGCUUUUGGAAGCACGCGCUUUAACUGACGGCGCCGCAGCGCCUUGCAGCCCCUUCAGAAGCUUGGCUUGCUCGCCGCGACGGCUUGUCUCCGAGGCCGGGGCCUUUGGAGACAGCUGGGCGCAGCCGCGGAGGAGUCCGCCGCAGCCGACAGAGCGGGUGGAGCGCCUGAGGGUGUUUACGCUCUGCGGCACGCCCGAGUAUCUUCCCCCAGAGGUGCUGCUAGUGACCGGUCAUGACUGCAAGGCAGACUGCUGGGCACUGGGCGUCCUGAUCUACGAGAUGCUUGUCGGCCAGACGCCUUUCUACAACGAGAAUCCUCAGGAAAUGUACGAAGACAUCAUUCGCGCCCCAGUGCCGUUCAGCCCCCGACUUAGUCCCGUCUCCAUGGAUCUCGUGGCGUGUCUUCUGCGCAAAACGGCGAGCAAGCGCCCGAGUCUGCGGGCUCUGAGGCACCACAGUUUUUUCACGUCCGCAGACUUUGACUGGGCGGCAGCCGCCGAAGGCCGCCUCGCGCCGCCUUUUGUGCCACCAGUCCGCACACGCACAGACACGCACAUGUUUGACGAGUACCCCGAGUCCAUCGGCUCAGAAGGUCCAUCGCCGACGGCAGACGAAGAUCACUGGUUUCAAGAUUUCUGA
This is a messenger RNA of Besnoitia besnoiti, 7317 nucleotides long. RefSeq lists its product as uncharacterized. The coding region runs from base 1 to 7317 and encodes 2438 amino acids. The record is from RefSeq and is a predicted model, not a curated record. The transcript is spliced from 8 exons. Lineage: Eukaryota; Apicomplexa; Conoidasida; Eucoccidiorida; Sarcocystidae. Gene Ontology annotation, biological process: protein phosphorylation. Gene Ontology annotation, molecular function: protein serine/threonine kinase activity; ATP binding.